UCCUCACCUCACCCCCUCCGCCCGACCACGACUGACUGACAGCACGAUUGACUCGAUAGCAAGCGGCACAUUGCUUCUUCAAACUGAUCACCACUCCCCACCACACUUGCCGGCCUUCACUCCCUAACGACCCCUCAUUCGCGAUGCGAUUCCCCUCCCUACCGACCUAAAUCGCUACACAUACCUGCUCCCUCACCAUGUCCAAUCGGUACGGUGGCGGCGGCUAUCGCAACGGCAACGGAUAUGGAAACUUUGGCAGACGCGAAGAGGACUACGAUCCAUACGGCGAUGGAUAUUCAGGCAGCGACAGAGGAGGCGGAGGCGGCGACCGAUACGCCGUGGGAUCCCCGCCAGCGAUGAACCCCCGAUCACCACCCACACUUCGAAGCGGCGGCCCGCCGCCAAUCCGCAGCCGUGAGCGCAUCCAGGAGACGAACGCGGAACGACAGAUUGGCCAGGUCCUCGAGCGCGUCAAGGUGGAGUGGCCGGCAAUGUGCCAGACCGACUGUGUGCCCGUCCAGCUCGCCCUCCAGCUCCUCGACACCAGCUCUGUAGGCCGCGCGCACGACUACAACCAGUUCCGACAGACGCACGACUACCUGCAAAACUCCCUCAAGGGCAUCGUUCACGAGCACCACCAGGGCUUCAACAGUUCGAUCGGAACGUUCCACAAGAUCCAAGGCAGCAUCCAGGCCUCGCAGAAGAGGGUGCGCACGCUCAAGGACUCCCUGCUGACGUCCAAGGUGAGCCUCUGCACGUCGGACCCGGACCUUAAGAAGCUCUCGGCCACGUCGCAGGCUUACGAUGAGCUGCUUACCACGCUUAACGAGCUGGAGGAGCUGCGUCUGGUGCCGGAUCAGCUAGAGGCCCGCAUUUCCGAGAAGCGCUUCCUGAGCGCAGUCGAGGUCCUGCAGAAUGCCCUGCGCAAGCUGCGGAAACCAGAAUUGGACGAUAUCGGUGCGCUCAGUGAUCUGAGGGGCUACCUUGCCAACCAGGACACAGCACUCAUGGAUAUCUUGGUUGAGGAGCUUCAUGAGCACCUAUACCUCAAGUCGCCGUACUGUCAAGAGCGGUGGCAGAAUCUUGCCAAGACUCAAGGCGCUCUCAAGGAGGGCAAUUACGAAUCGAUCACCAUCGCUCCCUUCCACCAUAUCCUGGAUGCCAUGGAUUUCGAAGCAUCGGCGACAGAGGACCCGGCUAAAAACCCGGAGGCCGACACCUUCUCAUACGUGUCUCUGCUUGUGGAGUCCCUGAACAAGUUGGGAAGAUUAGAGACGGCCGUCGACACCCUCAAGCAGAGACUGCCUGUCGAGCUGUUUACCAUUGUGAACGAGACACUUAACGAGGUCGAUCAACGGCAUCCCAGCUCAUUACGCGGCGGCUCGACCAAUUCUCAAGGACUGCAUAUUUACGGCAGCCGAGAGACCCAAAUGAGAGCAGACGUCAUUUACGACUUGCUGUGGACGUUGUUUGGCAAGUUUGAAGCUAUUGCAGAGGGUCACCGUGUCUUCCACGAGGCAAUCAAGGCCCUCAUCCGACGCGAAGGUGCUGGAAACAACAGCGCCCUGCUGGGGAGCUUCAAGGAGCUCUGGAACCUCUAUCAAAACGAGAUCCGUUCUUUGCUGCACAACUACGUCACCACGGACGCAGAUGUAUACCAGUUCAGUACAUCGCCAAAGCCUGGGGCCAACGUCAACGGCAAAAAGGACGCUGCUAGAGAGCACCUGUUCAAGUUUUCUGAGGGUGAUCCUAAGGCUGUGGACAUGACGACAGAAUAUGAGGCCCUCGAGAGCAUCAUUCGAUCUGCUGUUCCCGGCUUGACCGACACUUCUCGAAAGGCCGGAGCUGAUAAGAAGCGGCCAGUCGAGGGCAGUACCAAGAGAGGAGGAGGGGCCACAGGUUGGGAGAACAAGCAGACAACUGGUACAUACAAGUCUCUGGUCGAGCCCAGCGUCUUUAACAUGAGCUUGCUUCUCCCUCCUACACUUGUCUUCCUCCAGCGUCUUAAAAUGAUUGUACCACCGGGCUCAGAUCUGGCCACUAGCACGCUGACGUCCUUCUUGGAUAACUUCCUGGUUAACGUUUUCCAGCCUCAGCUGGACGAGACUCUCGGCAAGCUGAGUGACACCAUCUUUGGCGAAGCCGAUACGUUCUUGCAAGACCAGGAAUGGACUCAGGUUGCCAGACGCCCCGUCUUCAAGGGCACAACAGCUUUCUUUGCCAUUGUCACAGCUUUCUGCCGCAUGUUGGGUACCAUCCCACACGAUCAGGCUUUGAGCACACUCAUCAUCACCCAGAUGAUGAGAUACUACGACCGUGCUUUUGGAUGGUACAAGUCACUUGUGAGCAAAACUCAGGCGCAAGCAGACAAGCCCACAAAGCUACGCAUGUCGGCAGCGAUGGCUUUGGAGGAGGGAGAUGUCCAAGAAACCAUAAAGCAACUGUGGACGUCGGAUACACUGGAGCGCGAACUUCUCGAGAAGGAAGUCGGUCUGCUCAUUGUUCAGACCAAUGAGAAGCGCAUGGAGAUGGCCGACAUCAUUCAGGACAAGGACACCAUUUCGUCUCUUUGUCUAUUAUACACUAGUAUGAAGUGGCUCGCAGUCAAGAUCUCAGGUCUGCGUCACAUUACUCGCAACGAAUCCGACUCUUCCCGUCCAAACAUAAACCGAGGCUCAAGCAAGCGGUGGACGCUCAUGAACGACCCCAACAAGGCCACAAACGAAGAUGGACCUGUGUGUCUUCCAAUGACACAGGAGACAGUCCAGGCUUUCGAUGGAAUCGUCUCGUCGUUCGAAGAACUCGCCGGCACCGCGCUCUUGACCCUCCAUAUGGAGAUCCGAUGCGAAAUCAUCUACUCCCUCCGCACCGCCCUUUCCACCGACACGGCCCCCUACCUCCUCGACCAAGAAGUUACGGAGCCAGAUCCGCAAAUCCUCAACCUCAACUCGGACCUCGUCCUCUACGAUGAGACCAUUGCGCGGUACCUCCGCGCCAAGGAGACGGCCUUCAUCCGCACUGGUCUCGGCCUGCUGAUCAACGACUACCUCGUCACCAACGCCGCCUUCGUCUCGCCCAUAAAUGCAAAGGGGUGCGGCCGCAUGCAGCUCAACAUCUUGGUCCUUCAGCAGAACCUCAAAAACGUGGAGGAGGGCGUCGACCUUGCGCGCGCAUCAAACUACUUUGCCCUCUUUGACAAGGGCCCCGACGCCAUUGUAGAAAAGGCCAGCGAAGACAAGGACAAGGACGAGCACGCGGACCCGUCUGACACGUUUAGCUACGAGGAGUUGAGGACGCUGCUGGAGCUGUGUUUUAGCGAGCAGCUUUCGAACCCCGAGCGGGGGAUCGCGAGCGCCGCCAAGAGGCAGAUGGCGGAUAAGAUGCUCGGGCUUAGUGAGCACAUGUGGCAGACUUAGAAGCACUGAGAUCCUUGAGAGAAGAAGAGAGAGUCGUUUAGUAUUUACAUGGCUGAUGAUGUGUAGAUGGUCCCAGCGUGGUUUGCUGUGGUUUAGCUAUACUUGGGGUUUGCGAGGCGUUCAGGAGAGGGAAAGGGCAGAGAGAGAGAGAGAGAGAGAGAGAGAGAGAGAGAGAG
Molecule: messenger RNA, 3592 nt
Organism: Colletotrichum phormii
Lineage: Eukaryota; Fungi; Ascomycota; Sordariomycetes; Glomerellales; Glomerellaceae
Product: Sec8 exocyst complex component-specific domain-containing protein
Exons: 2
Coding region: 198-3416 (1072 amino acids)
Biological process (GO): exocytosis; Golgi to plasma membrane transport
Cellular component (GO): exocyst
Source: RefSeq, a predicted model, not a curated record